GUGAUGCGUCUGAAAUGCGGAAGGAAGGGCCUGUCAAAUAUGUACACAAACUACCCGGAGCGUAAGCAGAAGCAAAAGACAGCUUAUGGACAUAAUGUUGACACCAGCAGGACCAUAAGAUGCAAACAAGAUGCAUGUAGCGUUGUCAUAAAAGAGAACGCCAGAGUGUCCAAAUGAAGGCCUUGCUCAUCACCACCGAGAGUGCCGAGGUCCUCUUCCACUGGACCGACCCGGAGUUCCAGCAGAACAUCCAGGAGCAGUAUGCAGCGUCUCAGGAAGAAGGCCACGGGUUGCCAGCCUUUGAAGACAGCAUCAACACCUUGUUUGCACCCAUCAUCAUCUCCUGCAGCUCCAUGGUGGACAGGCUAGGCGACAGCUACACAUGCUUCACCACAGAGAACAACCACAUCUAUGUGCUCCACCAGUUUGAUGAGUGCCUCUACAUCGCUGUGAAUGGAGACGGUGAAGAGGAAGAAGAUGAUCUGAGGAGGAAGAUCUACGUGAUGAAGAAGAUGAUCGAAGUGCUCUUCGGAAUGGUCACCCUCAGUGGCAGCCUGCUCAGGAGAGAGCUGCGUCCUCAAGACACGGAGCAUAGAGCUCGUCUGUGGAAACAUCUACAGGGCCUGCUGGACACCUACAGCCAUCUCAGAGGGAAUGACCAGAGCUUCUUAGUGGAGGCGGUGGAGAGGCUGAUCCACCCCACGCUGUGCGAGCAGUGCAUUGAGUUCCUAGAGAGGCGUUUAGUCCAGCAUCUUAACAGCAGCGUGGAGAGAGCUGGAGAGGACGUGCAGCAUGCCUUCAUCUUGGUGCACACCAAAUUGUUGGCCUUCUAUUCCAGUCGCAGUGCGAGCACACUUGCCACUUCAGACCUUUUGGCCCUCAUCAUCAUGGCACAGAAUAUGUAUCCUAGCAACAUGGACCUGGAUGACCAUGGAUCUGAAGAUGUUGAAAGUACAAGCGGCUCUGGUCCAGAGAGUUUUUACACGCCCCAGCCUUCACCUACAGACUCCAGCAGUUCAGAAAAACAAGUGAGAGAAGAAGCUUCUAUAUUUGAGUUUGUGGAUCCAGACAUUCAGAUGGCAGAAGACAGCCUGCACACUCUGGACAUUCCUCCCCCUGACCCCUCCACCCCACGAAGGGUGUUUUUAGAAGUGGCACACAAGGAAGGGCUGUAUCCCAUGAUGCCCCACGCCAUGUACUGUCUACCACUGUGGCCUGGCAUCACACUGGUGUUGCUCACAAAGAUUCCCACCAGUGCCGUGGCCGUGUCUGUGUAUAUGUUCCUGGAGGCCUUUGCCAAGCUGGAGAAGCGUUUAAGUGAAGGCCAGGAAGGAUCCUCCGCCACGAGGAGCCAACCAACAAUACAUGACAUUAGAAGUAAACUGGACAAGUUCAUCAAAGCUCUCUGCUCCAGUGAGAUCCAAUCUGCACAGUUACAAAACGUCUGGAGCGAGUUCAAGUACCGAGCCUUUGCCCGAGGUGGACCAGGCUUCAACAAAGAUCUCAUCCCAUGGUGUAAGAAUAUGAAGACCCAACUGUGCACCAUUUACCGCCAGUGCUUCCUUAGUGACUCUGGACCCGCCGAUGCUGCUCGGAGGCUCUCGCCUGGUCUGCAGGAGCGAGCCCAGACCAUGUUGCAGGAGAAGCUGAUAGACUGGAAAGACUUUCUCCUUGUGAAAAGCAAGCGAAAUAUCACCAUGGUGUCGUACUUGGAAGACUUUCCAGGCCUCAUCCACUUCAUCUGCGUGGACAGAUCCACGGGCCAGAUGAUCGCUCCUUCACUCAGCGUCACAGAGCGUACAACAUCAGAGCUGGGCAAAGGAGCUGUGGCUCAGUUUAUCAAAAGCAAGGUGUGGAGGCUUGUGAGCACAGCGCGGCGCUAUCUCCAAAAAGGUUAUUCCACUGUCACGCUGCGAGAUGGAGACUUCUAUUUCUGCUACUUCCUCUGGUUUGAAAACGAAACUGGCUACAAGUUGGAGGCGGUGGAAAUGCCAGUCCUACCUGAUGACUCCGCCCCCAUUGGGAUGAUCGCCUGGGACUACUACAGGAAGCUGCUGCGCUACUACAGUAAGAGCCACCAGGGCGAGGUGGUGAAGUGUUAUGAGCUGCUGACAGUCCACCUGGGCGUCAUCCCCACUGAGAUCAUCCUGCAGCACUGCAGACAACUGGCCAGCAAGCUGUGGGAACCCUCUCGUAAUCCACUCCUAUAGACAUUUAUAGAAUAUUUCCUCUAGAAUACAUUUUCUUCACAAUUUCUUAUUUAUUUUUUUAUGUUAUAUCUGCCACCAACAGGUUAUAUGACUAAUUUCACCAAACACAUUUACUCCUAUUAUAUGAAUGAAAGAUGUAGUAUACAUCUGCCACAACAUUAGGUACACUUGUCCAAUGAGAUCCAAUACAAGAGCUGUAUCAACAAACAUCACAAUGCCAUAUAACAAUAUGUUUAUUAUGUAGUUUGCAGUGGUGUCGAACUGCACAACAUACUGUUUCUAAUAUUUUGACAACCUUAUUUAGCACCAUAAGGGGGCAAAACAUUAGGAACAGCUCUCAAUAAUGAACUUGUAAAAAGUGUUAAAUGAAUACAUGUGUCAAACAGAACUGCACAUUAUCUUUGUAAAGGCUAGGGGUGUCACGAUAGUAAAUAAAUAAAUUAAUCACACAAUAAAUGAAAAUGAACUCCAUAAUUUUGCC
Molecule: messenger RNA, 2691 nt
Organism: Dunckerocampus dactyliophorus (ringed pipefish)
Lineage: Eukaryota; Metazoa; Chordata; Actinopteri; Syngnathiformes; Syngnathidae
Gene: hps1
Product: HPS1 biogenesis of lysosomal organelles complex 3 subunit 1
Exons: 18
Coding region: 174-2210 (678 amino acids)
Biological process (GO): vesicle-mediated transport; melanosome assembly
Cellular component (GO): BLOC-3 complex
Molecular function (GO): guanyl-nucleotide exchange factor activity
Source: RefSeq, a predicted model, not a curated record